This is a messenger RNA of Cajanus cajan (pigeon pea), 3143 nucleotides long. RefSeq names its product autophagy-related protein 9. Gene Ontology annotation, biological process: piecemeal microautophagy of the nucleus; autophagy of mitochondrion; reticulophagy. Gene Ontology annotation, cellular component: phagophore assembly site; autophagosome. NCBI's taxonomy places the organism in Eukaryota, Viridiplantae, Streptophyta, Magnoliopsida, Fabales, Fabaceae. The record is from RefSeq and is a predicted model, not a curated record.
GAAUUUGGUAGAGAACAAAUUUAGAAAGAUGGAGAAAGGGAAAAGUGGAAGCAGAGAAAAAUAGUGAAGAAUUCCAUAAUAUGAAAUUAAUGUCACUGUAAUUUCCUCUUCCUCCACGCAACCAAAACACAACAAAACCCCUCUCUUCUUCUCUUCCUUUUCCUUCUUUGUCUUCAUCGCUUAUUCAAUCACUUAACACAACUUGUCUCGUCCUUUCAAAUUCCUCAACUUUCCCUGCCUUUUUCUAUAACUCUCCUUCUGGGUACCCUGCUUCCAUGUUCACUGCUUAGUCCUAGAACCUUGUAAUAAGCAUUUAGGCCUUUGGGGCAUGGACUGGCUGUUUUUGCCAACUUUCAGUGUCUGUAAAGAAUGUUUAACUGGGCAAGAGAUGCUAGUGCUUUUAAUGUAUUCAACUGGAAAAGUCAAGGUGAAUCAUCUUUAACAACGGGAUUACUUCAAGAUGUUCCACUAGAGAUUGAAUUGUCAGAUUAUAGAAGGAUCCCAAGUCCAGGUAGUGAGAGCCCUUCAGGGCUACUUAAUGGUGAGAGCCUAAAAGUGGAACCCAUUGCUGAUUUGGAUCUCUUCUUUGAAAGACUUUACAGUUACUACUGCGAGAAAGGGCUCUGGUGCAUCAUCAUAAAGUGGAUUGGUGAACUUUUGAGUCUCGGGUUCACCAUAUGUUUUUCAGGAUUUUUCUUACUGUAUGUCGACUGGAAUGGGCUCCGUAAUAUAAAGUGUGGGACGGAUGCAGUUGAAUCUGGAAGGCAGCCUUGUGAUCUUGCUAAUGAAGCUCUUUAUCAACACCCUUUAACUCCAUUAACACUCAGCAGAGCUAUUAUUGUCGGAUACUUGGGAAUAUUUUCUAUAUAUUGGAUAUUUUGCUUCUUGAGAUUCUUUGUUCAACUAAAUGAUACUUUGGAAAUCCGAAAGUUUUACUACAAUAGUCUCUGUGUUACUGAUAAUGAAAUUCAAACCGUGCCCUGGGCUACUAUUCUUGAAAAGGUUGUCGUUUUGCAAAGCUCACAACAACUCUGCGUGGUUAAGGAUCUUUCUGCUCAUGACAUGGUGAUGAGGUUGAUGCGGAAGGAGAACUACUUGAUUGGAAUGCUCAACAAAGGUGUGCUUGCUUUCCCCAUUUCACAGUGGGUCCCAGGUGCUGGACCAACAGUAAAAUCUGGUACUAAUGGAACACAAUAUCGCCUUAUACUGCCCAAGACCCUUGAGUGGACUUUAAACUGGUGCAUCCUGCAAAGCAUGUUUGAUCGAAAAUUCUGUGUCAGAAGGGAUUUUGUGUCAAAUCCAAGGACAUUAAAGAAAAGGCUUAUGGUAGUUGGGAUUGCGAUGCUUUUACUUUCUCCAUUUCUUGUCAUAUUCAUGCUGGUAUAUGUCUUUUUGAGACAUGCGGAGCAAUUUUAUAAUCACCCAAGCACAGCAUCAUUUCGAAGAUGGUCAAACUUGUCACGCUGGGUCUUUAGGGAAUUCAACGAGGUGGACCAUCUCUUCAAGCAUCGGCUCAAUAGCAGUGUAUUACAUGCUUCUAACUAUCUCAAGCAAUUUCCUUCACCUAUCAUAUCUAUCAUUGCAAAAUUCAUCGCAUUUGUAUCGGGUGGCUUUGCUGCGGUUCUGAUAAUCUUUGCUUUUCUAGAGGAAUCUCUGCUGGAGGGUCAUGUAUAUGGUAAAAAGUUGUUGUGGUAUGCUGCUGUUUUUGGAACUAUAACUGCUAUUAGUCGGGCUGCGAUCGCAGAUGAGCUUCUAGUCAUAGACCCUGAAGGAGCAAUGUCAUUGGUUGUUGAGCAUACACAUUAUAUGCCCAAGAGAUGGCGGGGAAAAGAAAGUACUGAAAUCGUCUGGAUUGAGUUUGUCACCUUUUUCCAGUAUAGUGGGAGGAUGUUACUUGAGGAGAUGACCUCGAUUUUCCUUACUCCAUACUUGCUUCUGUUGGUUGUCCCAAAGAGGGUUGAUGAUAUCUUGAAGUUUAUUGAAGAUUUUACUGUGGAUGUUGAAGGUGUUGGUCACGUUUGCAGUUUCAGUGUCUUUAAUUUUCAAGAGCAUGGAAACAGUAAUUAUGGUUCUCCAUUUAAUGCGCCUCGCAGCCAGAGAAGUUCCCAGGGGAAGUUGGAGAAAUCAUUUUUGAGCUUUCAGAGUAGUUACCCCUCAUGGGAACCAAAUGCUCAGGGGAAGCAGUUUAUGCUAAAUUUGAAAACAUUCAGAGAGGAAAAGUUAGCAGGGCAUCUAAACAGACAUGGAUUUUCCCCUCUUAGAAUGUGGAGAGGCAGUCCCAACAUGGGAAGCAAUGUAGACAGAAACAGGUUUACAUCAUAUAGUACUUUUGUGACUGGCAAUCACUUGGGUUCAUUGUUGCCAAUUGAAUCCAGUAAUCAAAACAACCAUCCCUAUAUUCUUGAUUGGUACUACACUUCCCAACCUCAUAAUGCAACUCCAAGGCAUGUUCCUUCAGAUCCAUUUGAAGUGACUGAUCAUCAUUCCCCAGAUUGGAUGCCCUCAAACUUGACUCAAAAUGAGCAUCAUGGGUAUGGACUUUACACAAAUGCGUACAGUGAUGGGCGCACUGCAUCCCCUCUCGGUGCUUCCACGACUGCUCCCAUCUUCAGGGAAAGCCUUAUUCAGGACCAACAUUGCAUUGAUAUGCCCCUCACUACCAGGAGCAAUUGGUGGGCUAGAAGUCACCCCCAGAGUGGACAAGUUCAGGCAAGCUUUCUUGAGCCACCAGAUUUCGAUCACCAAACAGCAUACAAUAACCAUGAUACAUUUUCUGAUAGAGGGUCAGAGGAUCAAGACCAAGAUCAGGAACAACACUUGUUCUGGGGAAAUGAUCACAAAUUAUCUAGUACAGCACCUGUAGAUGAUUUAGAUGCAGCAGAUUUCAAUCUUCAUUUUGUUGAUGUUUAUAGCAGGCCUCCAGAAAAUCCCACUGUAAAUCCAAACACUUCAAGCUUUUGAAUGAUGGCUUUGUCCUUCAUUAUUUGUUUGGCUGGUUCUUGCUUCUGGAAUGCAGGAGUUCCCAAGUCAGAUCAUGAUUGUCCUUUUCUAUAUUAUUUGUGUGGAAAUGGAAAUUAUUCUUUGCUGUAAAUAGAUUCAUUGACAUAAGGGAGCUUAGAUUUUUAUAAUUGUUUUUACGUUAA